CUCAACAGAACCUGGCUGUCAGUAGUUGAAGUGGAAUUUGAUCUUUUACGUCUUCUAAACACAAUUAUUAAAGAAAUCGGAAUUAAGUGAUAGGUGCAUUAUAGAUAAAAUUAGCUGGAAAUGGAGACGGAGCGGUAUGACAUCGUUGUUUUCGGAGCCAGUGGCUUCACUGGUCAGUUUGUUGUGGAGGAAGUAGCAAAGGUAGCCCCAGGACAGAAUCUGACCUGGGCGGUGUCAGGACGGUCCAUGGAAAAGAUACAAAAGGUCCUCGAUAAAGCCUCCAAAAGGACAGGAGCUGAUUUAGAAUCCAUCCCUAUCAUAAUAGCAGAUACAUCAAAUGAGGAAUCUCUUCUACAGAUGGCUAAGCAGGCCAGGCUGGUCUUGAAUUGUGUUGGCCCAUAUCGUUUUUAUGGAGAACAAGUGGUUAAAGCCUGUGUUGAGGGUGGAGCACAUCACCUGGACAUAAGUGGAGAACCUGCAUACAUAGAAAAGAUGCAGUUGAAGUACAACGGAGAAGCACAGAAGAGCGGUGUUUUUGUCAUUAGUGCCUGUGGAUUCGAUAGCAUCCCUGCUGAAUCUGGCAUUCUGUUUGCCAAGAAAAAAUUUGAAGGUCAAAUCAAUGCCAUAGAGAGUUAUCUGGAGAUACAUGCUGGUCCACAUGGAAUGGCCGUUAACAAUGGGACUCUGGAAUCUGCCAUAUAUGGGUUUCUUCAUGAAGGAGAACUUAAGUCUCUCAGAAAGGCCUUGUUUCCAGAACCACUUCCUCCUGCCAAAUAUAAACUCCCUAAACGGGGGAUGUUAUUUAAAAAUGACAUUAACAAGAAAUGGACAGCCCCCUUCCUUGGGAGUGACAAGUCUGUUGUUUACAGAUCACAACGUUUUAACUUCACCGAGAGGAAAGAAAAACCUAUUCAGUUCCAGCCUUAUGUCUGCUACAACAGCUUGCUGACCGUGUUUGGGUUGAUUUGGUUCGGACUGACAUUCUUCAUCAUGAGCAAAUUUAGCUUUACCAGAAAACUGUUCCUUCGUUACUCUUCAUUUUUUACUGGUGGAUUAUUUAAACCUGAGGGGCCCUCCAUGAAGCAGAUUGAGACCUGUAGUUUCUCCAUGACAUUUGUCUCCAGAGGCUGGAAGAACAAAACUGAUGAAGAGCCCCAGUCACCUCCUGACACGGUGAAAAUCACCAAGGUAACGGGGCCAGAGGUUGGAUACGUGACGACUCCUAUCUGUAUGGUACAAGCUGCUGUUGUUGUGUUGAAGGAGACGGAUAAACUCCCUGGAAAUGGUGUAAUGUCUAGGAGAUCUCGGAUCCACCCCCUGCCCUGGCCAGAGGUCCAGUUUUACCGUGGGGUACACGUCAGUGCUGUCGUAUACAUUACCUGGCUGGUCUACAGAGCAUCUAGAGAAUAUGACGGAGCGCUGAAUAUUUAUGCUUUUGAGGCAGGAUGGAAGUGGAUUGGAGCUGAUAAGGAUGUAUCCAAUUAUGAAUGGCAUUACUUUUACAACUGGUUCUGGGUGGUCUUGCCUUUUUAUGUAGGUCAUGUGGCCUUGUCAAAAAUCAUUGAGUGGAAUUUUAUUGAGAAGAGAAGAUGGGUGGAUCUAAUCUACUCCUGUGGUGUUCUCCUGUAUCUGAUGGGUUGGAGGACUAUUGUUUUGUUUACUUGUCACUGUUUGUUCAUGUUUCUCAUUUCCUUCUCCCGAUCAUUCGUAAUUGUCUGGAUUACCUCCCUUUCCCUCCUAAUGACACUUAAUGUGGACUAUACUUACUCCCUUAUGCGUGACUGGUGUUGUCAGGAGCGUGAUGGGGAGUUUUACCUAAUGGUGUACACCCUGGCUCUCACUCACCUCCGCUACACUAGCUUCUGUCUGGAAAAGUGUCUCCAUGACUACAAAGUGCAGGAAGAAUCCAGUAAAGGUCAAGGUCAUUUGAUGUCUGACAACAGUGAAACACAAAAUGAAGAACCUAACUCCACAGUAGACAUAGGGACGCCCCCAGUCUGUGGGAAGGGGUUUAUUGAUAUGGUGUUUUAUGUGUUCUACCUACCUCUCUUUUUCACGGGACCACUGUUGACUUUCAACGCAUUCAAAAAACAGAUGAACAAUUUCUGCAAGUCAGAUUCCAGCAGUCUGCCCUAUUUAUUUCUGAAUGUAGUGAGAUUCCUGCUCUGGGGAGCUGUAAAUGAAUUCCUUCUUCACUUUCUGUAUUUCAAUGCCAUUCAGCAGAACAACACACUUAUGAAUCGCUUGGACCUAUGGACCCUGGCUGGAGUCGGCUACUGGAAUGGUCAGUUCUUUAUGAAUAAGUACACAGUUCUCUAUGGGGUACCGGCCAGUGUGGCUCACCUGGAGAAGUUGGAUCCUCCCCCAGGUCCUAGAUGUGUGGCUUACAUCUACACCUACUCGGAAAUGUGGAAAUACUUUGACAGAGGAAUGUACAGUUUUAUCAAAAGAUACAUCUUCUUCCCCUUGGGUGGAUCUGAGAGUGGUGUAGUAAGGAAGACAUUGGCUUCUGUGGCCUGUUUUGUGUUUGUUUACGUGUGGCAUGGCUCGGAGUAUUAUGUGUUUUUGUGGACACUUUUUAAUUUUGUGGGUGUUAUUGUGGAGAGAAUUGCCCAGGGGAUUCUGGAAGUCCCAUCUGUGAUAAAUAUUCAGAGAAGGUAUCUAACAAAGGAGUGGAUCCGGCGAUUGUACGGGUUCCUGAGCGUUCCUCUGUUUCUGAUGUCAGCCAUCACUGCCUUCUGUUUUUUUGGUGGAAGCUCUGUAGGUUUUAUAUUCUACAGCAGGUACAUCUCAUCAGGGAAUUUCCAGGCAUUGGCAACUGUUUACGCUAUCUUAUAUUGCUGUGUGCAAUCUAGCAUGGAAAUAAAGCGCAACUCACAUAUUAGCAAGGAAUGACCAAAGGAAAGCUAAGAUUAGGAAUGUCUUUUUAAUCACAUGACUACAACAGCCAAUGAAAAGGUCGAGAGGGCUGAUAUAAAAACAGUAACAAGAUAUCACAUUUUAUUGGAUAACAAAGAGGUACUAUUGCAAUAAAACAGUACAGGAGAUUUGAAGGGAAAAAAAAACUGAGGGCAAUAAAAAAUUGCCUUGGUUUAUUGGAGGAAGUGUCUCUGUGACUAGAAAUUUUAAGUACAGUAGAAAUAUGUGUAAGAAAAAUGUUUCACUUUGUCAUUUAAGUACAGUAGAAUUGGGAGAAAUAUAAUUAUGCAAUGUGUCAUUUAAGUUCAGUAGAAUGGGGAGAAAUAUAAUUAUAUAAUGUGUGAUUUAAGUACAGUAGAACUGGGAGAAAUAUAAUUAUGUAAUGUGUCAUUUAAGUACAGUAGUGCAACCUUUUGAGAAAUUUGUGUAACUAUUCAUUUAAGUACAGCAGAAUGGUGAGAAAUACAUGUAUGUGUAACUAUGUCAUUUAAUGGUGAGAAAUUUGUGUAACUAUGUCAUUUAAGUACAGUUGAAUAGUGAGAAGUAUGUGUAACUAUGUCAUUUAAGUGAGAAAAAUGUGUAACUGCAUCAUUAUUAGUAAAGCAGAGCAUUAAGAAAUGUGUAAUUUGUCAUUUUAGGUACAGUAGAAUGGUGAGAAAGAUGUGUAACUAUGUCAUUCAAGUACUGUAGAGUGAAGAGAAGUAUAUGUUACUACCAGCAUUCUUUCACAAGUAAAGUAGAAUUGUAAGAAAUAUGUAUAAUGUUUCAUUUAAGUACAGUAGAAUAGUGAGAAAUAUGUGUAACUAUGUCAUUUUAUUGGCGAGAAAAUGUGUACCUGUCAUUUAAGUACAGUAGAACAGUGAGAAGUAUGAAACUAUGUAAUUUAAGUACAGAAGAAGUGAGAAAUAUGUGUAACUAUGUCAUUAAAUUGGUGAGAAAUAUGUGUAACUAUGUCAUUACAUUGGUGAGAAAUAUGUGUAACUAUGUCAUUAAAUUGGUGAGAAAUAUG
Messenger RNA from Saccostrea echinata, 3928 nucleotides. RefSeq names its product protein-cysteine N-palmitoyltransferase HHAT-like. NCBI's taxonomy places the organism in Eukaryota, Metazoa, Mollusca, Bivalvia, Ostreida, Ostreidae. The coding region runs from base 121 to 2895 and encodes 924 amino acids. The record is from RefSeq and is a predicted model, not a curated record. Gene Ontology annotation, biological process: glycolipid biosynthetic process. The transcript has 21 exons. Gene Ontology annotation, cellular component: mitochondrion; lipid droplet; plasma membrane.